This is a messenger RNA of Cryptosporidium ubiquitum, 1635 nucleotides long. RefSeq names its product erythrocyte membrane protein. The transcript has a single exon. The record is from RefSeq and is a predicted model, not a curated record. Bases 1 to 1635 code for a protein of 544 amino acids. Gene Ontology annotation, molecular function: DNA-binding transcription factor activity. Gene Ontology annotation, biological process: regulation of DNA-templated transcription. NCBI's taxonomy places the organism in Eukaryota, Apicomplexa, Conoidasida, Eucoccidiorida, Cryptosporidiidae.
AUGUCAUUGGAAGAGAGGAAAAAUAGGUGUACACUCAAAUUACCUAUAGUGAAUGAAGAUGAUGAUAUGAUGGACUUUUUAGAUAUAGAUGAUGAAGAGUUAGUUCAUGAUGUAAAACAGGCAGUCUCUCCUACAUCAUCGAGAUCUUUGGAAAAUCCUGAUUUUAAUGGUAUUAAUUUGCUUCUUUCAUCAACAAAUACAACAAAUAUGGGAAGCGCAAUAGGAGCUUCAACGUCCUCAGGGCAGUUCAUUCCAUAUUUUGGCCAACCAUUAUUGUUUCCAAAUAAUAACCAAAAUUUGUUAAAUCUGGUGGCAUUAUGUAUAAGUACUCCACCUCCUUUUAAUGGCCUUCCUCAGAAUAACCCUUUUUUUUCAAGCAAUGGGAUUAAUGAACAGGUAAAUUUUGUUCCAUUUUCUACAGCAGCUCCACUAUUCUAUUUUGGGUUACCGGAUGAAACUUUGAUGGGAAAUUCAGGAAAUGCUCAUUUAACAAAGUACCAAAGCCAACAUCAACUUGGGAAAGGCGUUUUUAGUGGACCAUCAAAUCUAAAUUUUCCAUCAAAUGGUAAUAUUCAAGAUAUUGAAAAUGUAAUUUGUAGUGGAAGCAACAAUUUAAUAGAUAGUGAGAUUCAGUAUAAUUCUGCAAAGCUUAGACCAAAUAUAGUGCAAAACCAAAGUUCAGUAUUUCCAGGUUGCCCUAAUGUUUUUGGAGAGGGGAGCUACGGAAAUAAUUACAGUAGUAACAAUAUUGGACUUAGUAAACCGACCAAGUUAAAUCCAAAUAAUCAAUUAGGAUUAUUUAAAAACUUGAAUUUUAGUGGAGGGGCCGGUAUUGGCCUUGGAAUUGGAAUAGGCUCUGGAACAGGUUCAGGAAUGGGAAUAGGGUUUAAUUAUGAUAUUGGAAUUGAAAAGGAAUAUGGAAUAAGUGGCAGUAAGCUGGAAAUUAAUGAUUUGGGUAAGUUGUCUAACCAGGGCCAAAAUAAUCUCUACUUAGAGUUAAACCAGAAGCAAUUCCAGCAAACUACGAAUUCUAAUUCCAAAAGGCAGAACGUUAAUUUAAACAGUACAUCUAACUUUGGAGAACAACCAGCUAACUCUAGUUCAUUGAAUUCUGGAAAUAGUAAUGAAAAAAAGAACAGAUGGCAGCUUUCAGACCCACAAUUCAAAUCGGGAUAUAAGGGAGUAAGCUGGAAUAGUAGAAUGGAAGCCUGGCUUGCUUUUUUUGUAGAAAAUGGUGUCAGGAAAUCAAAGACAUUUAGUAGCAGAAAGUUUGGAUUUAAUAGAGCAAGAGAAAAGGCUAUCAAGUAUUUGGAUGCUCGCAGAAAAGGAAUCAUACUCACUACCCCUCCUCCACUUAGUCCCUCUAAAGGUAUAUAUGAUAGAAUACCACAACAGAAAAAAAUGGAGCCCGGACAAGAUAAUAACUACACACAUGGGUUAAAUAAUUUUCCAACUUUUAAUAAUGAAAUUGAUAAUAAUAACAGUAAUAACAAUAAUAAUAAUACUGGUAGUAAUAUAGAUAUUACCUGUAACUCAAACAGUAAUAAUGAUGUAUCUUCAAGUAAUGCUGCAUCCAUUGUUUCAAACAAUAAUAACUCUCUCCUAGAGACUAACCAAACAGUAAUGUGUUCUUAA